CCUCUGCCCAGCCGUCUCCCCCCGUCAGGCCCUAGUCCUUCUGGAUGGUGUUCUUUGCCUCUGCACCCUGAUCUCUCAGCUAAUGCCAAGAUUGCCAUGGCUCAGUUCCCUGGCUGGAAAGGAGAGCCAUAUCCCAAACCGCUGGUCAGAUACACAAGAGCCCUGCCCAUUGGAAGGAUAUCCACCGCCGGCCCACAACCACGGCUCAAUCGCAGGAGACUUAUACCCAUCUCUAGAGCCAAGACAGUCAAGUUCUCCCACCCAGACAAGACCCAGAGUCUGAUUCCGGCAAUUACAAGGCAGAGAAUCUCUCCCAGGGCUCAGGCAGGAGGCCGGCAGGUCAGACCGGUCACACCCAGACCACCCACACGCAGGCCGGGUAGCCCUGUGGGCCGAAGGCGUAACGCGUCCCUCACGGAGGCACAGCUGGCUGGACGGGGGGAUGGCGUGUCCCUGUUUUGCGCUGUCCGAGACCAGUUGCUGCUCACCUCCAGCUCUGAGUCCUCCCCCUCCCCUCGCUCAUCCCCCUCCUCUCCUCCGCAUCGAUGCAGGCGCAUCCCCCCGGCCUACCUCACUCGCCGCUACGUGACCCAGAUGAAGCUGUACCAGGCGCUGAGUAAUGAGAAGAAGAAGAAGAACAGGCAGCGGACUUUAGAGGGGAAUUCGAUCCGAAAAGGAGCUGCCUCAUGUCGUCAUGUGAAUCCUCCUCUGUGUGGAGGGGAAGGAGUAUCCUCCCAUAGCCUCUACAAAGUCAUCAAGAGGAAGCGAAGCCCCCAGUCUGAACAACAACCCUCUCAGCCGCCCUCACGGCUGGCGAGGAGAUCCAGGAUCCGUCCGUGGCGUCGCCAGUUCGACAGCAGUGCCUCCGACUGCCCGUCGUCGGACAGCAGCCCCGUCCUGAACGACUGUGGCCAGUCGCCCCACUGCUUGGCUGCCCCAGACACACCCGACUGCCCCGGGCCUUGUCCGAGCACGCCGCGUGAUACUUCUGUGGCUUCCCAGUCGCCCUCCAGAACUCUCUCUGGUGCCAUCACCACGCCACUCUACGACACCUCAAUGAUCGUUCAGUCGUUCUCCAGUACUCCCUCCAGCGCCCGCACCACGCCACUCUACCCCCAUUCCUUCACCUCCAGUGCCCCUGGCACCCCACUACACAGUCAGAUACUGCUCUCCAGUGCCCCUGGCACCCAACUGUGCACCCCAUUAUUUUCACGCAGUGCCCCUACCACACCCCUCCCCUCUAAAGCAGAGCAGGAGAGCUCUCCCAGGCGGUCUGUGUCUCACUCCAAGAACAGGAUGCUCAGAAAUAAGGCGGGGGACCCAGGCUCAUGUUCAGCCAAAGAGUCCAGCCCCAAAAUGAGAAACCCUGAGUCAAGAUGGAGAGACAGGAGUCACUCUGGCAAGGCGUUUGGAGAUCCCCACACCAGUCCUGCAGCGGAGACUUUGAAAGUUCCUGAGAAGGAGGAGAAGAGCAGGCAGAGAAAAGAGCACUCUACGCCAACAACGCCUUGGAACGCCGGUGGAACGAAACAACCAGCAGACCUCCAGCUGACACGUCUCAAAGUCCCUCUUGAUCCUCCCUCACCCGGCCGGAGCAGCCUUUCAGACUGCGAGCUGUCUCCGCCUUUCUUCUUCUUCUGCCGCGAGGAGACUCCGCGCAGCCCGAGAGGCCCUGCCCACAACGCGGGCAGGAAGUCCUCAUGCAAGCCUCCCUCAACAUCCUCAACCUCGUAUUCCCCGAAAACAUCAGAAACAGCUGACAGACAUCUAAAAGCCAAGACUUCGGCGUCAGUCCCUACGACACCCACAUCGGCAAAGUAUUUCUCUCUGCCGGCGUGUCUGUUCAGGAGGCCUCCUACACCCUGGAGUUUUGGCAGCUGGAAGACCGGCUCUCCAGCCUUUCAUCACUCUCCACCUCCCCAAAGUCCCAAAUCUCCCGACACAGGCGUGGGCCGGCGAACCAGGAAGAUCCCCUCCACCGGGUACAACAUGACGACAGGUUCCACCGGCACGCCCUGGGUGCCAAAAACGGAAGAGGAUUUGAGGAACGCUGUGGGACGAUCCCCGUCCGUCUCCAGAGACGCAGAGAGGAGGCGCUCGCCUCCCGCCUCAGGCCUUCACAGCCACAUAUCUGUGCGGAGCAGAUACUUAAGCCCGGGAGUUAAAACUCAUGCGGAUAAACAGGAAUUAUCCAGGACCCCAUUCAACAGUGGGCCUGUUUGCCCAUUCCAGCGUCCCAGUUCAGCCACCUCCUCCAGCAAACAGAGAGACUCCAGCAUGACCUCAGAGGGGAAGACGAGGCACUCUUAUCAGAAACCUGACACGCCGAGACCAAAAAGCUGCCCUUCCAAGACCCAACCCUCUGGGACGCCGCUCCGCUUUCGUCCCUCAAACCCCGGCAGGAAGAGCGACCCUGACCCCCGUGCGAGGCCGGACACCCGCCGUUUUCCACGCGCUUCCCCCUCUUCUGCCUCCGAGUUGUUACUUGAGAAGGCCGAUCUUAGCAGCUCUGCUCCUGUGAGGGCUGGAUCCGGUGGACCUCCACGCAAGCACGGAGAGAGGGCCUCGCUUCCCAGGACGCGGGCGGAGCUGGAUCCUGAAGAGGGCUUCAGAGGUGACAAUAAAGCCAAAGCAUCUAAGGGACAGGAGCUCUUUAAAGCCCCAUUUCCAUGUGCACCCAGCCACAAACUCUCUGCCUGUCAGAGGAGCCCACCAUACGCGGCACAAAGGGCCCCACUUAGGAGGGAUGACACCCAUCGACACUUCAAGAACACCAAAGGCACCCGCUCACCUUCAACUCAGCCGAGAUUGGAAGAAUCCGGCGACCCUCUGCCCCUCCAACCCCCCUCCUCCUCCCCUCCCCUUGUGUCCCCAUGCCUGUCCCCAACCCCCAGCAGCCCAGACCUCAUCCACGCCAUCGUGGGCGCCAUCAGCCUACUCCUGGGUCUGUCCUCCAUCUCCUACCCCCAGCUCUACCCUGCCACUGCCGUUCAGGGCUCCCCUGCUACACCCCCCACAGCGGAGCUCUCUCCCCUCACCUCUGACCUGGACCCCGGUCCCAGAACCUCCACCACACCAGCAGGCCCGGCCCGCAGCCUGUCUGACCCAGGGCUGAGCUGCAGAUCAUCAGACACCCCGCCUUCCCACACACAGCAGAGAGCAGGUCAGAAGAUAAGUGCACCGCCACUGAAAAAAGCAUCACAGUGACAAGACAUGCGGAGGAGGGAAUAGUUCUCAGUGGCAGUAGACUGGGAGAGGAGCAGGGUAACAAUCUUCCUAUUAACCCAACAGGAAGGCUUCAUUAUGACCGCAUGAAACCACAAGAGGGACGCCUUGGAAAUACAGCCUUGGAUGUUCGAGUCUAACACUUGGAGGCCGUUGUUUAUUGAGCAGAGGAUUUACAUUUUAUAUAAGUAUAUUAUUUAAGAAAGAUUGAAGUUUUAAUUGAUUAAAAGAAAUCCUCCAGUCUACAUAA
Messenger RNA from Osmerus eperlanus (European smelt), 3475 nucleotides. RefSeq names its product nascent polypeptide-associated complex subunit alpha, muscle-specific form-like. Bases 97 to 3207 code for a protein of 1036 amino acids. The transcript has 7 exons. NCBI's taxonomy places the organism in Eukaryota, Metazoa, Chordata, Actinopteri, Osmeriformes, Osmeridae. The record is from RefSeq and is a predicted model, not a curated record.